AUGACUGCGCCGUUGCAACAUUAUUUCAUAUACACCGGCCACAACUCGUACCUCACGGGAAACCAGUUCAAUAGUGAUUGUAGUGAGGUACCAAUUAUAAAAGCGCUUCUUAAAGGCGUGAGGGUGAUCGAGCUAGAUUUAUGGCCGAAUAGUGCAAAAGACGGGAUUCAUGUUCUUCAUGGGUGGACUAUGACGACUCCAGUAAGGCUUAGCAAAUGUUUGAAGUCAAUUAGAGAGCAUGCUUUUGUGAAUUCUCAUUAUCCGGUGAUCAUCACUUUAGAAGAUCAUCUUACACCAAAUCUUCGAACUAAAGUUGCAACGAUGGCGACAGAAAUAUUUGGAGAUAUGCUUUACUGUCCAAAAGCAGGAGAUAACGAUGAAUUCCCUUCACCAGAAGAAUUAAAGCAUCGUAUCAUUCUUUCAACAAAACCACCAAAAGAAUGCCUUGAAUCUAAUAAGCUUGAAGAAGAGUUGAUUGCAGAGGACGAGACGCCUUGCAUCUGUGAAAAUACAAACCCGAGUGAUAAAACGAUUAGCUAA
Helianthus annuus (common sunflower) is the source of this 540-nucleotide messenger RNA. RefSeq names its product phosphoinositide phospholipase C 6. Gene Ontology annotation, molecular function: phosphatidylinositol-4,5-bisphosphate phospholipase C activity. The record is from RefSeq and is a predicted model, not a curated record. Gene Ontology annotation, biological process: lipid metabolic process; phosphatidylinositol-mediated signaling. The transcript is spliced from 3 exons. Lineage: Eukaryota; Viridiplantae; Streptophyta; Magnoliopsida; Asterales; Asteraceae. Bases 1 to 540 code for a protein of 179 amino acids.